This is a messenger RNA of Pleuronectes platessa (European plaice), 5255 nucleotides long. RefSeq names its product vesicle-associated membrane protein 2 (gene vamp2). Bases 105 to 425 code for a protein of 106 amino acids. Lineage: Eukaryota; Metazoa; Chordata; Actinopteri; Pleuronectiformes; Pleuronectidae. The transcript is spliced from 5 exons. Gene Ontology annotation, molecular function: syntaxin-1 binding; SNAP receptor activity. The record is from RefSeq and is a predicted model, not a curated record. Gene Ontology annotation, biological process: vesicle fusion; SNARE complex assembly; vesicle-mediated transport. Gene Ontology annotation, cellular component: plasma membrane; SNARE complex.
GGUGCCAGAGGGUAGAGAGGAGCGCAGAUCCACAUCCAUCUGUCACCCACUCGGUUCCAGCUCACGCCUCCUGUCCGGAUACCAGCACCACAACCUCCAGGAAAAUGUCUGCCCCAGCCGCUGGAGCCCCUGCAGAUGGCCCUCCCAACCUCACAAGCAACCGCCGUCUGCAGCAGACACAGGCACAAGUGGAUGAGGUGGUGGAUAUCAUGCGUGUAAACGUAGACAAGGUUCUGGAGCGUGAUCAGAAGCUCUCAGAACUGGACGACAGGGCUGAUGCCCUGCAGGCUGGAGCAUCUCAGUUUGAGACCAGCGCUGCAAAACUGAAGAAUAAAUACUGGUGGAAGAACGCCAAGAUGAUGAUUAUCCUGGGUGUGAUAUGCGUGAUUGUCCUCAUCGUCAUUAUUGUGUACUUCAGCACCUAAGAAGAGUCGGUCCUACCCCAGUCUGAUCCCAACUUCCUUGCUACAAAAAAAAGAGAAAACCCUCAAAUUGAUGAAAAAUUUAACCACAGAUAAUUAAUUUACUAUAUAUAUGUAUCUGUCCCUGAUUAGCCUCGAUAUAACACCCCUAAACCCUUCAGGGCCCCAUUGCUCCCCCCACAUCCACCACCUCCCCCUCUGGACCCCUGUCAAUAUUUGUCCUUGUGAGUGUGUGGCCCUGUCUCCUUUCUGGGUCCUCUUGGCUUUUCUAACCUGCCAUACCGAGAACCAAACACUUGUGACGAUGCAACAGAAAAGGAAACAACGAUUGGCGAUAAUUGUUACAUAACUGAUAUAUAUAGUUCUUUGUAGAGUUUUAUUCUGAUAUAUAUACUGUUUUGUAGGUGUGUGUGUGUGCGUAUGUGUGUGUGCAUUUUGUAUUUUUUAAUUUUUUGUAUUAAUUUUAUGUAUGCUUCAGCGUUAACUACUGCCUAUUAAUCAAAGUGUGCAUCUUGCAUGUUAUCAUCAUCUGUCCAUCCUCCCGGCUUCUUCUUCUCUCUCUCUCUCUCUUUGGUGUAUUUUUGCACAGUGGAGUAAGUCUCCUUUUAAUGAAAUACAAAAAUUCAUUUUCACCUUCAUCUGUGUUAGGCAUGUCCACUACGACAGCUCAAAAUGAGCCGGAGGAUUAAAAAUCAUGAAGUUACAGAAAUUUGAGCUACAAAACUGCCCUUAAAAGCUUCAGCUUAAAAGCUUCAGGUUUCUGUAACUUGAUGCCUUCAGAAAUCCAAGUCUUAGCUUCCUUUGUGGCUUUCUCAGAAAGUUAUUGCUCAUCGAUAUUGAUCAACCACAAAAAUCAUGCAUGAAUUGUUAAACCCUAAUCCCCAGUUAUCAUCAUUUCCGGUCCUUCUCAUUACUUUCACUUCUCUUUAUACUUUUCUUUGGCAACAUCUGUAAUAACUUUCAUCUCAAGUCACAGCUGCAGAUCUUCUGUUUCCCAGCAUGCUUGAACACCUCGAUUUCCUCUAAUAAUUUCAAAACUGCCAUAGUACAGAUGGACCAAUGUCUGUAGAUGUUUGUUUUUUAUUUCAAUAUUACGUAGUGUCUUAUUUCGAAAAACAUUCCUUCAUUGCAGUCUAGUGCAAAUGCUCUUACUGUAGCACAUGUAAGUGUAAGUAUCUUUAAAAAAAAAAAAAUACAUGCAAUGAAACUUGUGUCGAAAACGUUGGUCAUACAAACCAUAGGAGAAAAACAAUGUUAUAGUUAAUAGCUGUAAGGGUUAGUUAUGGAUAGACAGGAUUAGACUUUCAGUCUGUCCAAAUGAUUAUUAUUUUUUUCUAAUAUCGUUGAUGUUAUCUUAACAUUGCACUUGCAGUAUACUGUGGAGAUGUCAUUCAUGUCAGAAGGUGGAUAUGUGCUUACAAAACUAUUCUAAUGCCAGGGGAUAAAAUGGGGCCAUUGCAUAAAUUGACAUUAGUUGAUUAAGUUUCAUAAAACACAGGUUAAUUCUCACAGGCCUAUGUCGACACUGAAAAGCCUUAGCUUCCAGUCACUUCUGUUAGUUACUGUGGUAUAUUCCCGGUCAGACACACCCUCGCACUUUCAGUUUGUGUAAGGGAGUGGCUGACGGCAGAGGGAAAAAAAGGAAUCUGAUUAAAAUGCACAAAUGCAACCUUGUUUUUGAUGGCGCUGUCUGGCUGGUCAAUAGCCUGGCCAAAGCAGAUCCUCCUGCAGCAAAACCUGAAGAGCACAUUUAAACUAAAGAGAGACACAGCCUUAUUUGCAAAUCCAGGGACAGAGGCUAAAUGAGGAAUAAAGGUUGAUUUCCAGUUGAGUUUUAGUUUCAGCAGUUUGCUAACUUUGGGGUAAGUUAGUGCCAGGAAACGUGAGAAGCAAUUCUUUAGAAAAAAACAAGAUAAAGUAGCCAUCCUAAGAAGAGUGUUUUGCUAGUGCAGCGGUUCUGUCUCAGUGUUUCUCCCUCUAGUUAAGGCCUUUUUUUUCUUUUUUAACUACAAUAGAUUAUAUUUUUUAUUAUAGUAUAUUUUUGUGUGAUACAGACGGGUAAAGAGGAAGUGUGUGAUCAGCACCGUGUUGCUGCCUCUAGCAGUGAACUCCUCUUCACCUCUGUCUGGUGUGUUUUUUGUAAUUCAGCUCCAUGCGUUAUACACUGCCAAACAACAAGGGAGAGGCUUCUAUUGUUAUUUCUUUCAUCGGUGCUCUCGCUGGUUUGGUCUUGACUUAUUCUCCCACCUUUCUUUGUUGGUGGCGUCCUCUCCUGUGUAUACUACCCUUUUGGCUACUUUGUGAGCAGGAGAGCAGGACUGUGUGAUGCACUCUGUUUUUUAAUGGUCUGUCACGACCUCGGAUAUGAAGACAAAUCUAAAAGGAAUGGCCUGUAGGGAUUAGGACCAUCUUACCGAUUGAUUAGCAGGGGUUUUGCUGUGCUUGGAAAAAGCUGUAAUUCAGUUAUUUAACUAAGCUGGAUUGUCAAGAAUCAUAAAGGUAUAAAUUCAGCCGACAGAACUUUGAGUAGGCUAUCAUCACAAGAAGGCUUCAGAGACUGCAAUUCACCUGCAUUACUCCAAAUAAAGUGUGGGUAAAGCCUUAGUAGCCCUCUCCCUCUUCCCCAUAACUUUAUAAUCUUUCCCCCUGAGCUGAGUGGACCAACACGUCCGCGCUUGCUCAACUCGCUGAUACAGAAUCUUACAGUGUGUGUGUGUGUGUGUGUGUGUGUGUGUGUGUUAGAAUAGCUCUGUCUUGGGAAUAUCCCUAGUUUAUCCCGAGAGAUUAGGCCGCUUAAACCCGAGGCGUGAGGGCACGUUGCUUCCUUGACCACCUUGAAUUAUACAAGCAGAGAGGUUACCGCUCUGCCGGCAAGUUCUAUUAGGAGGGACCCCGACCUUGACGAACCCACUCUUCCUACCUGCUUCCUGCUUCCCCCUAGAUGUUUUCCUCUAAACAGAGCAAGAGUAAACUGCAGAAGAUUACCAAAGACCAGAUUUCCACGCUUACGCUGCCAACUGCCAUCAAAAACAAGCAGAGAGAAACAGGUUAUUCAAACGGUCCUGGUCUGUUUUUAAAUAGCUCACCCCCUUAUGGAAUCUAUCCACGAUUACAGGAGCUGUUAAGUAUUGCACACUAUUUAUAUAGUGUGUCAGUUUGGCUUGGGAGUGUGCCAUUAUGCAAGUUAAACCAAAACAAAACCGCAUACUUCAAAUCUCGACCACAGUCUCCCCAGGUCUGAAGGGCCUCUGUAAAAAGGUUUCCAGACACAUGAUCCUAUGACUAAUAAUAGCACAACUCUUCUUUUUUCUGUCUCCAUAGUGCUGCCGAGUUUUAAAAUGAAAAGAAAUGAAAACAAACUACAGCUAUUAGACAUAAUUCAAGAAAAAAAUGUAAAAAACCUGCAUUGUUUGGUGUUGUAAUACGGGGUGUUUUGGGGGGUAGGGGGUCCUAUAUCCUCAGGUUGAAGGUAUAAGCAAUUUACCAAAAUAUAUACGAGGACAAAAACUAUAUAAGCAAAGUAUAAAAUUAGAUUUUUUGGGCAAUAGAAAAAUCCUUUCGUAAAGGUGGUCCUUUUAGCCAUGCUGCAGGAGUGAACCAUGGUGAACUGAGGAGAAAUAACACUAACUGAUUGGGGUAGGACUUCUGUGUUAUCCAUGAGUCCAGUUGUUGUCCUGUGAGUGCUCAACCAAUUUGGUCACGAUGGUGAAAAAGAAGCGAGUGCUCUCUUUUUUCCCCUGUUGCUUGAUUGUCUGCAGGAGAAAAAGUGUGCACACGUUUUACCACCGUGGCACUUGCUCCCGUUGUGAUUCAAUAAUUUCGGCGGGAUUGGGGAACACGAGUCGAUGGAGAAUAUUGUCUGAAGGGCCAACCUGGAGAAUUGUUCAGUGAUCUCAACUGCGUUCUGGUCAUUUGGUGGUGAUGCAAAGUUGCCGACAAGGCGGGGGGAAUUGUUCAGACCGUUUUCCAGGUUUGAAUCACAAAGGAUGAGCUUGUGAUUCAGUUGUGGAAGGAACCACGCAGAGAAUGAAACACAACAUCCAAAACUUCAACAUGUGAUACGUACAAAGUAGGGGAUUGAUCCCUAACGCUUGCCGUCACCACCAAACGAGAUGAACGCAGCAAAGAGGAGGGACCCUUAUGAGUCACUGAACGUUCACAGGAUGGCCACAAACACAAUAUUCAACUUCACAUAUGUCAACAUGUUUUAUUUUGAACCAAUUUUUUUUUUUUUUUUUUUCUUCUUUUCCAUCAAUUUAGUAAUAACUCCAGAUGUCACUGAAUUGUUUGUGUGUAAGCACUGAUGGGUAAAGGUAAAGAAAAUGGGAAGUUAAUGGGGGGAGAAAAAAAAGAAGUAUUUUUACCUUCAAUGUCCAGAAUGCUUAGAAUGAUUCUACAGUUUACAUCAGAUUGCUGUUUGUAUCUAUCUAUGAGAUAUAUUUUUUGUUGAAAUCCGUUUAUUUUUGAGGAAAGAUUUUGAUUUCUCUUUGGGGCUCCUGAGAUGAAGGUCCAUAUUGCCCCUGGUCAUCUGGCCUUACAGGAGGGAUAGGACGGGAGGAUCACGGGCAAUGUACUCAGUUUUCUUUUCUUUCUUUUACCUUUGCUUUUAUUUAUUGAUAGAUUUAUUGUGCCGUCAUUUGGUAUGGGAUUAGUAACUACACAAGGUUGACUCAACGUAAAGGGGAGGAGACUGAAUGAAAAAUUAAAGUACAUAAAAUAAUUGUAGUGUAAAUCUAUCAAUGUCUUAUUAUAUUGAUGAACAUCAUGAAAUAUAUGUAUAUUGGAAAAACAGUAUCUAUGACAACUUGUACUUUUGUGUGUGCUUCAUGUGCU